Molecule: messenger RNA, 1146 nt
Organism: Trichoderma breve
Lineage: Eukaryota; Fungi; Ascomycota; Sordariomycetes; Hypocreales; Hypocreaceae
Product: RIO1 family domain-containing protein
Exons: 4
Coding region: 1-1146 (381 amino acids)
Biological process (GO): maturation of SSU-rRNA; protein phosphorylation
Cellular component (GO): preribosome, small subunit precursor; cytosol; nucleus
Molecular function (GO): ATP binding; protein serine/threonine kinase activity
Source: RefSeq, a predicted model, not a curated record
AUGAAGUUGGACACUAGAGCAAUGCGCCAUCUGGCGGCCGAGGACUGGCGAGUCCUCACAGCAGUCGAAAUGGGAAGCAAAAACCACGAGAUCGUUCCAACUCCUCUAAUAGAAAAGCUGGCCCGCCUUCGAGGCGGCGAAGCCAAAUACGACGGAUAUCGCCUGACAUACGGUGGACUCGACUACCUCGCGCUACACACCCACGCCAGCCGCAAGGAUGUCUACAGCGUCGGCAACCGAAUCGGCGUAGGAAAAGAGAGCGACAUCAUGGUUGUCGCAGAUCACUCCGGCAAGCAGUGUGUACUCAAGAUCCAUCGCCUUGGGCGAAUAUCUUUCCGAACAGUCAAAUCAAACCGAGACUACCUAAAGAACCGCAAUGCCCAGUCGUGGAUGUAUCUCUCAAGGCUCGCCGCCAUGAAGGAAUACGCCUUCAUGAAUGCGCUUCACGAGGAAGGCUUUCCUGUGCCGGUGCCGCUGGCACAAUCCAGACAUACCAUCGUCAUGUCCCUGGUAGACGCAUUCCCUCUCCGACAAAUCAGCGAGGUUCCCGACCCGGCCUCGCUCUACGCAGAUCUCAUCUCCCUCAUCCUACGCCUAGCAAGCCAUGGCCUGAUUCACGGCGAUUAUAACGAGUUUAAUAUCCUAGUCAAGGAGAUUAAAUCAACAGCCGAGGACGGCACAGAGUCUAUCGUACUCGAGCCAGUUAUCAUUGAUUUUCCACAGAUGGUUUCCAUGGAGCAUGUCAAUGCCGAGAUGUACUUUGAUCGAGAUGUAAACUGCAUUAAGCGUUUCUUUUUACGACGAUUUCAUUUCACACCCUCCCAACCAGGGCCUUUUUUCAAGGACGCAAAGAAGACUGUUGGAAAGGGUGGUCUGAAGCGGUUGGAUGCUACCGUUGAAGCAUCAGGCUUCACCAAGAAGAUGUUGAAAGAUCUUGAGGCAGCAAUCAAAGAUAAAAAGACGGACAAGGAAGGUCAAGAGGGGGCAAACGAGGAUGACGAUGACGACUACGAUGAGGAUGGUGAUGAGGAUAGUGAAGAAGAGGAAGGAGAAGAGGGUGAGGGUGAGGAUGAGGAUGAAGGUCUCUUGAGUGGUGAGCCGGCCAUAGACAAGGCCAACAGCGAAAUGGCAAAACUGGCAGUAUAG